Messenger RNA from Notodromas monacha, 1212 nucleotides. The record is from the annotation of a GenBank genome assembly. NCBI's taxonomy places the organism in Eukaryota, Metazoa, Arthropoda, Ostracoda, Podocopida, Cyprididae.
AUGGACUACCACUUGGAGACGAGAAAAAUCUUGAACGCUGUUCGUAUACCUAAUGUAGAGGGAGUGAAAAUGAAGCCGGCGAGAAUUUUGCAAAAUGGACCACUGGUAUCUGCAGUGGAAUGGGAAAUGUCUUUCGGGAACGGAUCCAAAUUGUCCCAAAGAAUUAUUUUGGAUGCUGAGUCGCCGUAUUUAACAUUCGAAACCAAUGUUGAUUGGAAGGAAAGCCACAAAAUCCUUAAGGCCGAAUUCCCCUUGAACGUCCUGGCCCGGAAUGCGACGUACGAGAUUCAGUAUGGACACGUUGAAAGACCUACUCAUGCAAAUACGUCCUGGGACUGGGCGAAGUACGAAGUUGUUGGACACAGAUGGGCAGACAUGAGCGAGUGUGGUUUUGGAGUAUCACUGCUUAGCGAGUGCAAAUAUGGAUGGAGUACUGAUGGUAAUAAAUUGUCACUGUCACUUUUGCGAGCACCGAAAAGCCCAGAUGCGAAUGCUGAUAUUGGUGCUCAUACUUUCAAAUAUGCUCUGAUGCCGCAUGCUGGCACUUUCCAGUCGGCGAAUGUCAUACAGCAUGCUCAUGAGUUCAACCAGCCGCUGAAGAUUCUCCAUGGUGCAGCUAGGUUGGGAAAGCUUGCUGGGGCUGAGUCUUCAUGGAUUGAAGUGGACCAAAGGGCUGUCAUUUUAGAUGCCGUGAAGCUUUCAGAUAAUUUCAAGACGCACAGGGCUGUUGUGCUCAGAUUUUACGAUGGGGCUGAGUCUUCAUGGAUUGAAGUGGACCAAAGGGCUGUCAUUUUAGAUGCCGUGAAGCUUUCAGAUAAUUUCAAGACGCACAGGGCUGUUGUGCUCAGAUUUUACGAGUCAUUUGGCAGCCAUGUUCCACUUACGAAUGUCACUUUGCAUUUCCCUGUGAAAGCUGUGACUGCGUGUAAUGGGCUGGAGGAGCCCUUGAAAUCUGGAGGUCUGAAGCUGAAUUCUCAUGGUGCAUCUACAUCUUUUGCUGUGGAUUUCAAGCCGUUCCAGAUUCAGUCAUUCCUUGUUGAGCUAUUCUGAGCAAAUUUUACUUGGGCGGUGUCGGGGUUCAUUUCCGAUGGUGGCGGUGGAGGAAGGAAUUCUCCUUAUCGAAUGAUGAUUCGCUGAAUUGUGAAAUGUCCUAGACUGAACCAAAAACUGAUAACUGGCUCUUUCAGUGAGUAAAAUUAUGUUGAUCCAGCA